Messenger RNA from Equus quagga, 2242 nucleotides. It is a transcript of the gene RERG, whose product is annotated as RAS like estrogen regulated growth inhibitor. The transcript has 5 exons. The coding region runs from base 301 to 900 and encodes 199 amino acids. Lineage: Eukaryota; Metazoa; Chordata; Mammalia; Perissodactyla; Equidae. Gene Ontology annotation, molecular function: GTPase activity; GTP binding. The record is from RefSeq and is a predicted model, not a curated record.
ACACCCCCGCCGGGCCGCCCCCACUUGCUGCGGGCACUGCAGCUCCCACCGCGACUGCAGCCCAGCGACUCGGAAACGCAGCGUGCUCCCUGGGCUGCGCAGCGUGGGAGGGUUUAGCGGUCCCGGGGGACUGGUUCCGAACUUGCAGGGGACCGCGGCUCUCCCGGGCCUGGAGAGUGUGAACAGGAUUGCAGACUCUUCCAAGAUUUACAAUGAUAUGGUGAAUUCGAAGGCUGGGGCCAAGAUAAUUUUCUCAGCUCUUUAGUUUGAACAACAGUGAGUUGUCUACCAACACCCGGCAUGGCUAAAAGUGCAGAGGUCAAACUGGCAAUAUUUGGGAGAGCAGGUGUGGGCAAGUCAGCUCUUGUAGUGAGAUUUCUGACCAAACGGUUCAUCUGGGAAUACGAUCCAACCCUCGAAUCAACUUACCGACACCAAGCAACCAUUGAUGAUGAAGUUGUCACCAUGGAGAUACUAGAUACGGCUGGUCAGGAAGACACCAUUCAGAGGGAAGGACACAUGCGAUGGGGGGAAGGCUUUGUGCUGGUCUAUGACAUUACUGACCGAGGAAGUUUUGAGGAAGUGCUGCCACUUAAGAACAUCCUGGAUGAGAUCAAAAAGCCCAAGAAUGUGACUCUCAUCUUGGUUGGAAACAAAGCUGACUUGGACCACUCCAGACAGGUUAGUACAGAAGAAGGGGAGAAGCUGGCCACAGAAUUGGCAUGUGCUUUUUAUGAGUGUUCUGCCUGCACCGGAGAAGGGAACAUCACCGAGAUAUUCUAUGAGCUUUGUCGAGAGGUGCGUCGCCGGAGAAUGGUCCAGGGCAAGACGAGGCGACGCAGUUCCACCACGCAUGUCAAGCAAGCCAUUAACAAGAUGCUCACCAAAAUCAGUAGUUAAGCAGCUCUCUUCUUGCAAAAUCCCCUCUGAGACGGGCCGGGUAAUUGGAAAUUCUCUCUUGCCCUUUCCCUCCCUUUUUUUUUUACUUCCAAAAAUAAAACAAAAUAGUCCAUUUCUUGUUCUGACUCUGGGAAAUGUCUGGGCUUCCCAUUAUUCCCAGGUUCUCAUACGUUGAGAAGUUAGAGUGUUUUAUACAGCGUCAGUGCGGACGAUUUCUCCCUUUGCUGCUUGAAUAGGGUACACUCUAUUGCAGUUUGAACAUGUAAUCACCAGAGAUUCUGAAAUGGCUAGGUUCAUAUUAAGCUAUUUUUAGGCAUCUUCACCUUGCUUAAAUAGGUUAAAGUCUUUUCAAAGUCAUUUUUUCAGUUCUAUUCCUUGUCAAAGACUGCAAAUGAUCAUCUUAAAAGUCUGAGAUAAUACAAAAUAUCUUAAAAGCCCAAGAGGAGUAGCUUGAGAUAUUGGAGCAGGGCUUAGAACCCUAGUUCUUAUUUGAAGUAAGAGUUUUCAGAAUUAUCUUAAAUCACCUAGUUUUUCUUGAACCUUAUUCUGCUCUUCAAGUCAAACAUGUUCUCACAAAGUUUUCCAUUGUCACAGAGAGUUCCAUUUCAUUUUGAGUUGGUUCUCUCAAUGAUCUAUUGAACAUUGCACCCUAAUUCUUCCUCUGUGGCUCCAACAAGAUUUAAUUAUAACAGAGGCAACAGGACCCCUCAAUUCAGAUCCUGCUAGGCCAUUUCUCAUCAAGCCUAGGGUGAUGCAGACAUUAGGAAGCUUUUGACCAAACCCUGACUUUACUGAAUGAUAAUAGAGGAUUUAGAAUUAGAGAUUCUGAUUGAUUUUUCUCCCUGCUUGUCAUCUUAGCAGAAAGACAGCAGUCCAAAACACAGGGAAAUUAAGAAUGCAGCUUAACUGUCCUUCCAUUGGGGAGCCAAGGCUCUGUUCCAAGCUCAUUAAGGACAACUAGUCUCUGAUUCAUUGUUGGCUACGUGGCUUCUAGUAUUUUGGAUAAAUUAAUUCACUUAGGAGAAUUCAGAAAAGAGUGGGUGAUUAAAGUUCACUAUACCUGAAUAAAUGUGUAUAAAACAGAUUCCUAUGUUGUGAAAGUAUAGUCUAUAACUGAUAAAACUUUAUGAUUUUUUCCCCUUCUUAUGCCCCCAUAUAUCAAGAUUUGGGCACUUUAUUUUAGAAUAAAAUAUAUAUCUUUUACAUAUGUGUGUAUUUAUAAAUGCAUAGAUAUAUGUAUAAAAAUUUGUAAGAGUUGGAGGCUUUAAUUCACCAAUGCAUUUGAACAACUUGGUGUAACUGACUAUUUUAUGUGAAUAUAAUAAAAAGCAUACUUUUCACA